Haemonchus placei is the source of this 378-nucleotide messenger RNA. The record is from the annotation of a GenBank genome assembly. NCBI's taxonomy places the organism in Eukaryota, Metazoa, Nematoda, Chromadorea, Rhabditida, Trichostrongylidae.
UUGUAUGAAGGAAGUUGUAAAAGACUUCCUUCAGAUCGUUCCCAUUUACCUUAUUUUCUACUAUGCAGCUUUGUAGAUGCCUUCAAGAUCAUCAAGAUUAGUGGACCAUUCACUUUGUCUUCGAUUCCUUCAGUGUCGUGGGACGACGUUGGCGGUUUUGAGCAUAUCAAAGAACUAAUCAUUGAGAGCAUAGAGGCAAAUUUGCACGGUUUGGGUCUUCGAAGAUCUGGCAUUAUGCUCUUUGGGCCGCCUGGGUGUGGGAAGACGCUAAUUGCCAAAGCAGUAGCGACGGAGUUCAAAAUUGCUUUCCUAAGUGUCAAGGGGCCCGAGCUCUUGAAUAUGUACGUUGGUCAAAGUGAGGAGAACGUGCGAAACGGC